UUUUAUUGGAUUACAAAAUGUCUAUAAUGACAGCUGUCAAAUGUGACAAAUGAAAUUUUACUUUGCGAGCAACACUGUUAUCUUGUGUCUUUUUUGUGUCGACAGGUAAAUGAGAAUAUCCAUCAGAGAUGGGUAAAAUUAUGAAACCGGGGAAAGUAGUGCUGGUCCUCAGCGGCCGGUACGCUGGGCGAAAAGCGAUCGUAGUCAAAAACUACGACGAGGGCACAUCAGACAAGCCAUACGGUCACGCUUUCGUCGCCGGCAUUGACAGAUAUCCACGUAAAGUGCACAAGAGGAUGGGUAAAAACAAAAUCCACAAGCGAUCCAAGAUAAAGCCUUUCGUGAAGCUGGUAAACUACAAUCACCUGAUGCCCACCCGUUACUCGGUAGACUUCAGCUUUGAGAAAUUCAGUGUUAAAGACCUGAGAGACCCGGCCAAGCGCAAGAAGUUGAGGUUCAACACACGAGUCCGCUUUGAAGAGAGAUACAAGAGCGGGAAGAACAAGUGGUUCUUCCAAAAGCUUAGGUUCUAAGGUGUACAUUUAAAAAUAAACAUUACUUAUGUAAUGUA
This is a messenger RNA of Galleria mellonella (greater wax moth), 571 nucleotides long. It is a transcript of the gene RpL27, whose product is annotated as 60S ribosomal protein L27. Gene Ontology annotation, biological process: translation. NCBI's taxonomy places the organism in Eukaryota, Metazoa, Arthropoda, Insecta, Lepidoptera, Pyralidae. Gene Ontology annotation, molecular function: structural constituent of ribosome. The transcript is spliced from 3 exons. Bases 129 to 533 code for a protein of 134 amino acids. The record is from RefSeq and is a predicted model, not a curated record. Gene Ontology annotation, cellular component: ribosome; cytosolic large ribosomal subunit.